Messenger RNA from Fraxinus pennsylvanica, 1152 nucleotides. NCBI's taxonomy places the organism in Eukaryota, Viridiplantae, Streptophyta, Magnoliopsida, Lamiales, Oleaceae. The record is from the annotation of a GenBank genome assembly.
AUGGAUAUUGAAACUCUAACCAGUCGGAGUUCUGUUUUGAGGGAGAGAAUAAUACGGAGCUCCCCGAAGAAGCCGAUCAAGGCUGUGACGACGUGGGUGAAGCGGCAGCCACCCAAAGCCAAGGUGCUUCUGGCGGUGGCCGCUGUUUUGACAACCAUUGUCUUCCUCGGCCUCGUCGUUCAGGACCACGAUAACCUCUUCAUCGCCGCCGAAGCCGUUCAUGCCAUCGGCAUUUCCCUUCUCAUUUACAAACUCACCCAAGAGAAAACCUGCACUGGACUUUCACUCAAGUCGCAAGAACUAACGGCUAUAUUUUUAGCUGUUCGACUCUACUGCAGCUUUGUUAUGGAGUAUGAUAUACACACGCUGCUCGAUCUUGCUACAUUAGCAACAACUGGUUGGGUCAUUUAUAUGAUUCGCUUUAAAUUAAAUUCCACUUACAUGGAUGACAAAGACACCUUUGCUCUUUAUUAUACGGUUAUACCCUGCGCUUUGUUAUCUCUAGCUAUCCAUCCAUCGACAGUGCAUCAUGCUUUUAACCGUAUUUGUUGGGCAUUUUGUGUGUACUUGGAAGCUGUUUCAGUUCUCCCUCAACUUCACCUCAUGCAGAACACAAAGAUUGUCGAGCCAUUCACCGCUCAUUAUGUUUUUGCACUAGGAGUUGCAAGGUUUCUAAGUUGCGCCCAUUGGAUCCUCCAGAUGGUUGCUAGUGAGGGACGUUUGUUAACAGCAUUAGGUCAUGGAAUAUGGCCUUCAUUGGUUCUCCUUUCUGAACUCGUCCAAACUUUUAUUCUGGCCGAUUUCUGCUAUUACUAUGUCAAGAGUCGUCUUGGUGGACACCUUGUGCUACGUCUUCCCUCAGGCCUAAGCUACACGCCUACACGCCCAUCACCCACGCCGCCCACUUACCAGCAGCCAGCAGAACUCCAGAACGCGGCCACGCAGUCGCAGACGCAGACCCAGACCCAGAGAGGCAGAGAUGAGAGACUACACUACACGUCUACACCACUAGUCCACUACCAGCAGCCAGCAGGAAGCAGUCAAUCGUCUACCAGCACGAAGCAAGUCAAUCGCAGUCUCGCGGACGGAACUCGAAGCUCGAAAACGAAGGAAGAAGAAGAAGAGUGGGAGACGGCGCAGGCGUCGGCUUGA